Messenger RNA from Daphnia pulicaria, 1175 nucleotides. RefSeq names its product procathepsin L-like. The transcript is spliced from 8 exons. Gene Ontology annotation, molecular function: cysteine-type endopeptidase activity. Gene Ontology annotation, cellular component: lysosome. Bases 42 to 1058 code for a protein of 338 amino acids. The record is from RefSeq and is a predicted model, not a curated record. NCBI's taxonomy places the organism in Eukaryota, Metazoa, Arthropoda, Branchiopoda, Diplostraca, Daphniidae.
UCAACGGUAGCAAUCGCAUCUAGAGGUAAGAGCACUAAGAAAUGAAAUUCCUUGCAGCAAUUCUGCUUUUGACUUCGGCCGUGGCAGCCAGAAGCAAAGACGACGAUGCGUGGAUAUCUUACAAGGCGAAAUUCGGAAAAAGAUAUUCGGCGAUGGAAGAAGGCACGAGAAAGCAGAACUUUGUGGCAAAACUGAGAGUCAUCGAGAAAAACAAUCAAGAGAACAAAAAGUGGCAGAUGGGACAGACCAAAUUUACCGAUUUGACGAAUGCCGAAAAGAAUUUAUACCGGGGAGCCAAAAUGGCCAAACGUGUCCCAGUGAGGACUGUUAACUCUGAAGAAACGACAUCCUACUCUAAUCUUGAACGCACUCUUCCAACUUCGAUUGAUUACAGAAGCAACAAGUGCUUGCAACCAAUGAAAGAUCAAGGGCAAUGUUCCAGUUGCUGGUCUUUUGCAGCUAUCACGCCCCUCGAAUUCAACCAAUGCAGGAAAACGGGCGUCGCAGUAUCACUAAGCGAGCAAAUGUCGGUCGACUGCGACAAUUACAAUUACGCUUGCCGCGGCGGAGAUUUCACCUUGGCUUGGAAAUACAUGGAGAACAGGGGCGGAGCCAUGAAGACUUCAGUGUACCCCUAUGUCUCUGGAACCACUAAAACAAAGGGCACCUGUAAGUUCAGCAGCACCGGAGUCGGUGCUCAAGUCUCGUUCUACGACUGGACCUAUCCGUACCCCAACGCCACCGUUUCCAUGACCUAUCUGCAAAAUAGGGGACCUCUUCCGACAGCCAUGAAAGUCCUCGACUCCUUUUUCUACUACGCAUCUGGAGUCUACAGCGAUCCUGCGUGCAUUCUCGCUGACGAAUACGAUAUCAAUCACGCCGUCGUUAUCGUCGGAUAUGGUACCACCGUCGCCACGUCCACCGUUCCGGCCACUCCCUACUGGAUUGUCCGCAACUCCUGGGGCACCGGAUGGGGGUAUAACGGUUACUUUUACAUCCAGCGUGGCGUCAACAUGUGCAACAUUGAGUCGUGGACUGCUUACGUCAAAAUUCUCUAAAUAAAGGAUGAACGUUUCCAAGAAAUUCACCUGAUUUUUCUACAGGUAAAAUUCCGGUGUCGAGAGAGUUGCUUUCAUUUCUUUUAAAUUGAAUUGUUCGUUUGCAUUGAAUUUGAC